AAGUCAGCGUUGCAUAUUGUGGGACUUGCUGUAAUUUCAGUUUACGAUAAUUGAGAUGAGUCACAAAUUAUUGCACUGUGGUCUAAACUUUGACACCACUAAAAUGGACACCUUCAUUUAUACAUCCAUAUAUGUAUGUAGAGUGAAAAGCUUCCAGUAUUCGACCGACUCUGGCUUCUUUGUUUCACUCGGUAUAGCAAUAAUUUCGUUUUUUUUUCAUUAUUUAUACACUCUUUAUAACACAUUUAUCUCGUUGUGUUUGAUUUCGAAGAUUUUCACUUAGUUUAUUUUCAACAACUUUUGGCUUUGUUUCAUCAGCGAGUGUAUGUGAGUGUGUGUGUGUUCGUGUGUGAGCGACUGUUCUGAGAGCACCUUCAUGCUGUGUGCGUCGUGCAAAGAAUUUCUUUGUAAACUUUACGCUCACGCAGACAGCAAGAAAAUGCUGCGAAGAAAUUGAAAAGCUCGCCAUUGCUGAUUAUUAGUAUAUGUAUACAACAACAGUAAAGCGCAUGAGUGUAUAUGUGUGUGUGUGUUUUACGUGUUGCUUACGACACUAUCGCAAUGCUCUAUUGCCUUUGUUUGCUUUUACUUUUGCUUUUGCUUGGUGAUUUUUGUUAAUGUUUUUGUUUUUGUGUUUUUGCUUCAUUCUGUUUUUUCUUCUGUCUUUGCUUGUUUGUUGGUGCUGCUGCUUCUUCUUUCGCCGCUGCUUUGACGUUGUGUGAUUUGCUUUUAUCAAUUUCGUGUUAAAAAUUGUGCAAGUCAAAAAUUAAUUCAAAACGUUCGUAGUUCCCCUAACGGUAAGACGCGCUAGCGUUGUGCCACGAGUUGUUGAAAUAAAUUUACGAGAAUAUACCAAGUGACUAGACUAGAUGCUGGCGCACAACGCAAAAAAGGUGCAAAAAAUAAUAAAUUAUUGCUAAAUUGAAAACGGGAAUUUUUUAAUACUGUAUUCUUCUGCGAAAACUGUUGUCUCAUGCCGUAACGUAACGCUGCCAGCGUAAAGUGCAGAACGCUAUAGAAAUCACAUUCUAUAAGAAAGCAUAUUUCUAUUGUGAAUUACACAAAAUCAUAUGUAAAUAGCACAAAUUUUUCUCCGAGAAAGUGCAAAGUUCGCAGAGCAGGUUAAUUGCAGUGAACUUUGUGUGUGGCGUGAAAAAUUGUUGCAUGCGAAAAAAAAUUUUUUUUACAAAAAAACAAACAAAAAACUUGUGUAAGGCCCUUGCCAAGUCUGGUCGCAGUCAGCGCACAUUUGUCAUUAAUAAAUGCAUAACAACAACAAUAAUAACAAUAAAAAACAAAAUUUAAUAAAACACAAAACGAAUUUGUGGUGUCAACAUCAGUCAGCCUGUAGUAGUCAUCAGUCAUUGGACACAUUGUUGUUGCUCGACUAGAAUUUGUUGAGUUCUUACUAUAAAAAAGUUGAUAUAUUGACAAAUGUUUGUCUGUCUUCAUAAUAACAGUGCAAAGUGAAAGCUCUUGUUGGCGUGUAGAUGAAGAAAGAAGAAUUCUUCAAGAAUUUAAAUAAUAAUAAUAAUACAUAGCGGUAAAAAGUGUUAAAGAAUGCAAACAUAAGAAAGUUGAAAUUAAAAUUACUUAAAAAUAGAAUAAAACUUCUUAAAAACAACAAUAACAACAAGCAAUAAGAAAACAAACGAAGAAAGCGUCGCUUAAUCAACGCAACGGCUUCGCUGCUUAUACAUUGUCUAAAGGUUGAGACUUGUUUUGUUCCGUUUCCACAACGUUUCGGGUGCAUAUAUAACACUGUUGACAUACAUAAUACAGACGACGCUGAACUUUGAGAUCAUCAAUGUAAUUUCAUUUCAGUAUACAGUGCAAAUGUAAACAAAGGCAGUGAAGGUGAUACAUAAAAAAAGAAGUGACCAAAGCUUGCGCUUGUGCUUAAAACGCAGUAAGUCUUGUGAAAGCAGUGUUGAAGCGAAAUAAAAAAUAAACUGCAAAAACAGCAACCGCAUAAACACACUCAUAGAAUUUUCGUAGAAAUCCCUAAAAUAAUUGCGCUGACGUCAGGCCGAGUGGCGCGACAACGUGCGCACCAACACCAACAAACAAACAUACACGGACACAACUAUCUAGUUGUUUGUAUGGAUUUGCACUUGUUUUGCGCAGAAAAGCCAACAUUUAAUAAUUUGUUAAAGGCAUAAGUGCAAAUAAUUCAUAAUAAAUGCCAAUAACUGUUUAAAACGUGUCAAACGAAAGUUAGUAACAACAAAAAUAAAAAAUAUUACAAAUAAGUGCGAAAAAGAAAAAGCCACUCGCCAGUUAUUCAGAAUUGAUUUUGACUUGUGGUGUUUCAUGCUGGUUUUCUGUUUGCGAAAUGCACUCGAGUUGUUAAUGUUAUUGCAAAUUUGUGACGUGUAAAUAAGGCGACAAAUUAACACGAUUAUAUUAAUUUUUCUGACGUAGAACAGCGCGAUCGUCUAGCCACAAUUGAAGCGACGCCGCUGCAGAGAAAAAUCAAAUAAUUCGCAGAGCAACGCUAAAUCGAUAAAUAAACGCAUACUAUGUACAAAUUGCAAAUUUGCUCAAAACAAAAACAACAAAAAUCAACAAAAUUAAUUAAACGACCAAAACAACAACAACACCAAAAACAAGAGCCACCGCCUCUAACCACACGCAAACUACAACAACAAUUGCAGCGGAAAAUACGUGCAACAAAAAUAACAACAACAACACAAUUUGCCAGUAAACUUGCAAAACGAACAAGUUCGGGCAAUUACUGCAACAACAACAAGCAAUUACUUUUAUAUUCCGUACAUUUGUUAAAUAAACGCCGCGUAAACGCUGCCAUCGCUUAUCGGCAACAACAAUUGUGCGCGUUUAGCAAUUUAUUGCAUUUGAUCACACAUUUCCUGCAAAGCGGACGUGCUCAUCUGCUGAUCGGGCACUCUGCGAAGUUGAGAUAUUUUAUCGAUUACACAUAGCGAAGCGAUAAGCGCGCGUGGCGAUCGACGACAGUGAUCAGCAGCGGCAGCAGCAACAACAACGACGCAAUUGGAAUAUUGUUUUGUGCGAACGUCAACGGCCCCGUUAAUUAACGGCAAAGCGCAAGAAAAAUAUAUAUUAAAAUAAAUCAAUUUGUUUUCCUAGAAAUACAAAGAAAACUCAGCAGCGCAGCAGAGCGCUUUCGCGAAACAGAACGAAACGAAACGCAUUGGAACACAGUGAGAACGGCACACACAGCGGCGCCAUGAAUAUCGAUAGUCCGAUUUUUGUGCCGCGCAAUAGCGCGCCAAUGACCGCCACGCCGGCGGCACAGCUCAAGGUGGCCGCGGUGAUGGACCCUAAUGCGCCCAAAUCACCAUUGGACACCAGCAGCAGCAACAACAUUAUGCACAACAACAAAAACAAUAUGAACGGCUAUUGGCCUUUCUUCAACAAUGCCACGGCAUAUUAUCCAUGCGGCGGCCUCAACAGCAAUUACUUGCAAUUUUGCCAGCAGCAACAACAACAACAUCAUCAGCAGCAACAAUAUUUGCAACACUUGUUGCAGCGUCAAAGAACUUUGCCGAACUUUCACCAUCACCAUCAGUGGAUGCAGAGGAAAAAUUUAAAUGGCAUAAUCGGCCAGCGACAACAACAACAACAACAGCAGCAACAACGUAAGCAAACAACAAUAAAAAUGUCGACAGAAAUGUCAACACAGCAGAAUCAACAGCGUCGCAAGAAGCAGAAAAUACAACAACAAGCCUUGCAACAGCAACAACAACAACAACAAAUGCCGGAAGAACAGCCAAAUCGACAGCAACUACAACAACAACAAGAACAAGUGAAUAUGACAAAUAUACCGCUUGUGAUUAAAACAACUGAAACGCUUUCGCCGCAGUUAACAGUUGCAACAACAACAACAACAACAACCACUUUACCAGACGCGUUGUUGUUGUUGUCUACAACGGCAGACAUUAUCAACAUUAAUAAUGUUGUAAACGACAAUAAUUUGAGCAGCAAUAACAACAAUGUUAACGAUAAAAAUACAAAUUCGAACAACAACAACAACAACAACCACAACAAAGUGGAUGAAGAUAUCAAUAUGACAACACUUGCAGUAAUAAGUAACGGUACAACCGCAUUAUUGCCACAUCAAUCAACUCAAUUAGCUGAGGAGGCGGAAAUUUCCAACACAAAGAAAGAUGACACUGUGCAACGUAAUGGUAGCAGAGUUGGUCAACAAAUACGUAACCCUAGAUAUUAUCAGCAACAACAACAACAACAGCAAAAUAGUAGCAAUACACAAUUGAAUGCUAAAACUGAUUCAUCCGAUUCGGGUAUUUCUACAAAUGGACGUCAUCAACAGCAACAACAACAUCAUAAUCAUCAUCAUGCGCAUCGGCAAUCACAGCCACAGCAACAUAAUCAGAAACAACGUAAAACGCGUUUGAACGCUAAACGUCAGGAAAAUAAUACCACAACAAUAACAACAACAACACAAAAACGUACAACCGAAUAUACGGUUGAUGAUUGGUUGGGUCGUGAAAUGGUCUACUGUUACGAUCAUCGGUAUAUAUCUUCAUGCGCCGAAGACAAUAUGUUGGCCGCGCGCCACAAUCCCGCACAUCGUAACAGCACCUCGAGCGAUGCGGCCGCCAGCGAUGACCUCAACUCCAGCUCCAGCAAUGAAGACUUGAGCGCCGUCUACGCGGUGAUGUCGCAACCGGAUAAGAAAGCUGGCAAUAAGGCGCGCCGCAAUCGACAGCAGCGCCGCCGCAAGCGUCACGAUGAGCAGAGCGCCAACGACCAACUUCAAGCCAUUCCCAUGGAUGUCGAUGAGGACAGCAAAGAGAAUCGACGUCCCGCACAGCAGCAACAACAGCAACACCAACACCAACAGCAGCAACAACAAACAGCAAAGGCCACCAGCGUUAAUUUGCGUAAGCAGUGCACUAAAGCAGCUGCUUUGAAGGCGGUCAAUAAGCACAACAACAACGGCAACAACAACAAUAAUUCUAAGGUUAAUGGCGGUGCACACGCGCUCACCAAUUCAGCAUCGAACUCAUCAGUAUGCAGCGCACUCUCCUCCGCAUCAUCCACCUAUUCGCUCUCAUCUUCGGCCUCGAGCACUUCGUCGGCCGCGAGCUCACCCACCAAUUCGGCAAAUUGCUCACCCACUGCCUCGCCCACCGCCAGCAAGCGUAAUGCGGAGAAUUUCCGCAAGAUCGCACGCGCACUCGCACCACCGUUGCGUCAGCACACCAAACUGAAUAUGUCGGAGCCGGAAUUGGUGCAGCAGUUGCGCCGUUAUAUCAUCGAUCCGAAUUUGUUGCGCGUCUACGGUUAUCCCGUUGAGAGCGCCAUACAUGAGGGCUGCAUUGAGAUCUACAAGUGUCUACCACGCCCUUCUGGUGUACACACACAUCACACGUCCACCAAAACGGAUGUCGUCAAUACAGUCGAUGGACUGCAAGUGCACUACACGUCGACCAGCAGCAGCACAACGACCACCGCCAGUUUUAAAACACAAUGGACACUCGGCGGUGAUAAUUCAACAGAUUCGGGUCAAGGUUCAGGCGACUCCAGCCCACCCUCAAUGGACUCGGAUUCGAGCGAAGCCGGUGAGGAUGAACCCGCCACCACGACAGCAUGCUUCACACCCGACGGCAGCUAUCAGAUAUUCUCACAGUACGACCAGUCGUUGGAGAAGCAGUGUGUACGUUGUAUGCGCACCUUCCACGUCACCGAGACCGGUGAGUACCUCAGUUACGAGAGCUGCACUUUCCACUGGGGUAAACUGUAUAAUCUGUACACGGGCAGCAAGGGUUAUACCACACAAUACACCUGCUGUUCAGGCACUAAAGAUACAGAGGGUUGUUCACGCAAUCCGUUGCAUGUUUGGACCGGCGCUGUGGUCGGCAUUAAUGGACCCUACACCGAUUUCGUGCAUACACGUGCACGUUGCGAUGACAAACCGACGAAAGUGUAUGCGCUCGACUGCGAGAUGUCCUUCACCGGCCGCGGACUCGAAGUGACCAAGGUGACGGUCGUGGGUUACGAUGGUCAGCUCGUCUAUGAGCAUUUCGUGCGACCCGAAGUCGAAAUUGUCGACUAUAAUACACGUUUCUCGGGCAUUACCGAGAAAGAUCUCUGCGCACACUCGAAUAAGAGCGUGAAGACGCUCGCGGAAGUGCAGCGCGAUCUGCUGCAACUGAUCGACGCCGAUACUAUACUGAUCGGUCACGGGUUGGACAAUGAUUUGCGUGUGCUGCGAAUAGUACAUAAGUGCAUUAUCGACACAUCGAUCGCAUUCCCACACUCGAGUGGUUUCCCCUAUCGGCGCGCGCUCAAGAACCUGACCAAGGCGUGUCUCAAUCGCGACAUACAGUGUGGCGAUGCGGGGCACAGCAGCUUCGAGGACUCACGCGCCUGCCUGGAGUUGAUGUUGUGGAAAGUACGCAAGGAGAUGCGACCGACGGCGUAUUGAGCGAGUGGAUUUGGAGUGUGUAUGUUUGAGAGGGGGUUCAAGUGAAACAGUGGGCUGUUUCACUGUUUUUGUGUGUCUGAGUUUAAGUGAGUGUCUGUGUUUUUAUAUACAUACAUAUACAUAUUGUAUAUUGUGUUCGUGUGCGUAUAUAUAUUGUAACUGGUUAAAUACUUGUAAAUGAAAAUGUUGUUGUUUUAUUUUUUUUUUUUUGUAAUUUACAAGCUCUGUUUCAUUUCUUACUAAUUAAUCAGGCAUACGCAAAACACACAAACAUACAUACAAUUAUAUAUAGUAUAUAGAGUAUAUAGCGUAUAUGUUGUAAAGUUUAAAGUUGAGUAUCAACUUGCUGGCGCUGUCCAAACGCCGUGACUCGCGUCAAUUAUGUAAUUCAAAACCGUACCAGAAGAAAGUGGGAAAUCUCUUAACUAUUAUUCAAAAGCUGCUUGAUGUUCACAUUACAAAAAAUGGAGCGGAAUUAUUUAAAAAAUGUACUGAUUUAUUGCUGUGAUUUUUUGCACUAGCGCGCGCUGUUCUCAUUUAUAUUUUUCAGUUCACCACCUACGUAAAUUCAAUGGAAUCAUGAUGAGUGAAAUCGAAAAAUGUUUUUUUUUUUUUUUAACAAGAAAAAGAUUUGUUAAAUACACGAAAAAUAGACAAAAUGAGUGAAAUGGAUUUUUUUUUUCAAAAAUCUAAUUUUCAAAUAAUUUUUAAAUUAUAAUUUUUUUUUAAUACUAAUUUUUUUUGUUUAAUUUUAAAAAUAUUUUUUAUUUUAAAUGUUUAAAUUUUUAUUUUUACAAAAAAUUUUAAUUAUUAUUUUUCAAAAAGUUUUGAAAUAAUUUUUUUUUCGAAAUUUUUAAAAUUACAAUUAUUUUUUCCUUCAAAUAUUUUGAAUUUAAUUUUAUUUAAAAAAAAAUCAAGUUUGAAUAUUUUUUUAAUUUGAAAAUUGUAAUUUUUUUUAUUUAUUUGCUUUUCAAAAAUGUUUGAAAACUAAUUUCCAAUUUUUUUAAAUAUGUUUUUUUUUUCAAAAUUGCUUUCCAUCUUUGUUUUAUUUGUUUCUUAAAUUUUUAUUUAUUUUUUUUCAAAACUUUUUCAACAUUUUUUCCAAAUUUUUUUAAAAAUUUUUUAAAAUUUUUUCAAAACUAAUUUUAAUUUUUUUUAUAUUCUUUUGAAAAAUUUGUUUUUUUCUUAUAAAAAAAUUGUCUAAAAUUGUCUAAAAUUUUUUGUAAAAUUUCACUCCAAUUUUGCCAAACUCUAGUUUUCGUUCGAAAUACAUUUUCAAACCAAUAUUUGUAAAUACAAAUGUUCAAUAGGCAUAUAAAAAAUAUCGAUUUGCAACCACAUUCAUAAGGAAACAUACGAAUAUUAUUUUAUGUAUUUGCAUUUCAUAACAUUUUUUUUACACAAAACGUACAUACAAACAUACAUACAUACAUGUAAGAGCUACGCUAGAGAGUGUAGUUCAAAUUUUACAUUGUUAAUGUUAAUUUUUAACAUUGUUAAAAUACCUACAUACAUACGAUUUAACAUUUGCAACUUUUUAGUUCAUUAAUUUACAAUUCAUUUUGCAUAAUAACAUGUUAUUUUUUUUAUUUAUUGACGAUUACAUCAUUCAUUUACGAUUAGACAAAAAUAUUAAAAAAUUACAAAAUAAAAACAAAAAAAAAUUAUUUUAAUACAAAAUAAUAAUUUCGCUAAGAAAAAAAUAAAAUUAAAUAUAAAACACAAGUAAUGUCCAAAAAACUAAAAACAUACCUAAAAGCACAAAAAAAAUAUAUUUUUUUUAAAUCGUUUGUAAGGUGGUAACACAUUUGUUGACCUCCCACCAUUUUCAUGCAAAAUUAGUUUAGUAAUUUUUUUUAAUACUAGCUGUAAGUUUACUACGUUAGCAAGCAUAUAUACAUAUAUAAAUAUAUAUAUCAUUUUGUAAAAGAAAAGCAAGAAAUAUAAGUUGUAAUUUUUUUGUAGCGUUAUUGCGAGAAAUAUUGUUUUUUUUUUUAAUAUUAAACAUUUUGCAUACAAAGGCAGGCUGUAGGCCAAAAAAGAAGAGUUGGUAAAAGAAAGCAGUAAAAAAAUAGAAAUAUUUUUUACAACAAUGUUGCGCUGUUUAUAAUAAAUAAAAUUAUACAAACAAACAUACAUAAAUAUGCAAGAAGCAUAAAGUAUGAAAAAGCAAAGUAAGAAAAAAAAUAAAAAUAUGUAUUUGUAAAGCGAAAAAAAAAAUUGUAAAAAGAUGUUCCUAGUUUUUAAAAAUGAUUAAAACUACAUAUACAUACACAUAGUAUAUACAAGCAAACAUACAUACAUAUGUAGCACAAGCUGAGCAUAUAAAGGUUGUUAAAUUUUCUUGAAGAAAAAAAAAAAAACAAGAAAAACGCAAAAGCAAAAGCAAAACUUAACUUAACAAAAAGCAAAUGUCAAGCAAAGCAAUGUUGUUAUUGCUGUUUUUAUGUAUUGUAAGUUUUUCUUCUUCUCUUUACAUUUACUUUAUUAUGUUUAACAAUAACUCGAUUUUCACACCUUUGUAUGGCGCACAUUUUCACUAGUGUCUGCUUUACUAUUAAGUAAAAGUAAACAACAACAACAACAAAAUGUAAAAAACAAACACACAAAAUAUAUAUACAACAAAUCAAUUAUCAGCAAAACUUAAGCCUUGAAAAGCAAAAUGGCAACAAAAUGCAAAAUGCAAAAACAAAACAAAACAAAAAACAAA
This is a messenger RNA of Zeugodacus cucurbitae (melon fly), 9143 nucleotides long. RefSeq names its product transcription factor mef2A. Gene Ontology annotation, cellular component: nucleus. The transcript is spliced from 6 exons. Bases 3209 to 6433 code for a protein of 1074 amino acids. NCBI's taxonomy places the organism in Eukaryota, Metazoa, Arthropoda, Insecta, Diptera, Tephritidae. Gene Ontology annotation, molecular function: exonuclease activity; nucleic acid binding. The record is from RefSeq and is a predicted model, not a curated record.